AUGACCCGCUGGGCCAGGCAUGGGAAGAACAGCACCGCCGCCCCGAACCGGAAAGUCUGCCCUGCUUCAUCCUGGCAGGAGCUGCAGGGGGGAGCGGAUAGGAAGGACAACAAAAAUGGGGGCUCUGGGCCGGCUAAAAGGGGGGCUCCCCAGCCAUGGAAUGGGCCCCAGGGGAAGAGGAGGAAAAUCAAACCCAGUAAGGAUUCCUACCUGAACCAGGAUGUGAAUGGCUUCAGGGAGUACCAGGAGGCCCAGGACAGCAGCUCCUUCCACUGGAAGGAUGAGAGGAGGGAGAACAGGAGGAUGAAAAGACAAACUAACAAGAAGGACAGGAUGGUGAGGGGAACUCAAUAAUGAUACAGAGAUACAUAAAACUUGUAUUAAUAAUAAUAUAUUAUUUUUGUAAAAAGCGUCUUAUGAGAACAUCGUAUGUUAUGUUCUAGCGAAAGUAUUUAAAGCUGUAUUCUCUAGCGUAAUGUCGCUGCUUUGGCUAUCCGUAAGAGAAAAGAGAGCAAAAAAAAAAAAAAAUAGUUUUAUGUACGUAAAGAUUGCUGAAGAAAUUGCAGAGAUCAGAAAAGCUCCUAAUGUAAAGCAGUCAGUGGUCUUGUGCAAUUACUCCAGAAGAAUUAAGCUAUUUCUACACCUUUUACUUGGAAAGCCAGACACAACCGAAGUUAGCGUAAUGGGCCACUAGGAGGUUGCUAUGGUCCAUGCUAAGCAAUGAUAGCAGUUCAUUCAUGUAGUGAUCUGUGUGUCAGAAGCAAAGUAAAAUGUGCUCAGUAGUAUAAACCAUCCAGUAGAGGUCUCCCGUAUACACAAACCCCCAAGUUCCUAAUUCGGAUACAAGUUUAAAAAAAAAAAAAAAACUGGUUUGAAAGUGUCUAGUAAAAAAUAAAGAGAUUGAAUGAGGAGGAAAAGGUAUCCUAAAUAGGAUGAAUAGUCUGCUCUCUGGUAUUCCUAGUCUCAAAGAGUAUCUGUCGUAUCCGUACGUAUUUCACCACUUGUCAACCUUACCAAAUAGAAUAUAAGAAAUUAAAUCAUGGAGGAAAACCAGUGAAUUGUCUGUCAAGCGCACACGGUAUUGUCAUAUCACUCAAUGUGCGUUUCACCCUUAGCACUGGAAUCAUUAGGAAUGCAAACCAUAAUUGAAAUGUCGGGUUUAAAUUACCCCUCCUAAAGUGCUAACUGGUUGACCCCAUUUGAUCAUGUGGCCAGUCUUAAAUUUCGUUAUUGUUUCAUUUUCACACCGAAUGAUCCAUUAGGAUAUGUUUUAAGCGUGCAAGUUUCAAAAUGCGUAAAUACAUUGGACAAAUCAUAUAGUAUGUGGUGGAUGGAGUUAUUGAUUGUAACCGCUUGUAUUGGUCAAAGGAGGCAGCGCUAUACACUAGUUCCUCCAAUCACGUUUAGGUGGCAGAUGAGGCCCAAUAACUUCAUGCAAAUAAUCAGUGACAUGCGUUCUUGGUUGGCAUGAAAACAUAAACAAAAGGGGCACAUGUUCUCUGUAAUUGAAGAAUGAUUGAAUACCUUAGCGAGAGGACGCUACGUUCCUGAACGGGAUAAAUGUGGUAAGUAUAUAUGAAUAACAAAUACCGGCUUGUCAGAUGGUGAAAUACCCUGAUUAUUCAAACCUAAAGAAGCAAUUUGUACCUGAAUGUUGCACUGGUGAAUAUGGACAAUUGAGACACAGAAGAUCACAGAGGUAUAAGGUGAUCGGCAUGUAUUAAAAUUCACCUGGAAAUCACCAGUGUAUUAGAGCUAGUGUAGGCUAAACAGUAAACUGCCUAGAAGAUAGUCUUUCAUCAAAAUAAAUGUCUGGGAUAGAUUAGAAUAGUACCUGUCAGUAGCUGAAACGACUCUCUAUGUUGUAAACAUCCAUCCUUUUAUCGAGGAACAAUGUUAAAAUAGUGCUAGCAGUAAAACAAUGUGGAUCAUGUCUAAAUUUUUACAGUGACUGCUGUUUCUAAGCACAGCCUUGUAAUCAGGAUACCACUGAGCCCUUGACACGUGCGUUUCGCCACUAGUCUCAUCAGAUCGUUCCUCGAUAAAAGGAUGGACAUUACUACAUAGUCGUUUCAGCUAUUGACAUGCCCUCAAAGGCACAGACAGGGAACUAGCAAUAGCUAUACUAGUGGAGUUACACUCAUCACUGCACGACCUAUAACUCUGCAAUUUAUGAGUUAGUUUAUUUUGUAACGCCAUUUAGGUGAUAGUUCCCCACUGACUCUCCUCUAGCACAUUCAGCAGCUCUGUUUCCUGAGAGGAGAAUGCGACCAUGAUGUGCACUCAAUGUGUGUCCACCAAACACAAAACGUGGGUGAAAUUGAUCUAGCCAGACACUAGUUUCAGGCAGGACCUGGUGGCAUGCCCAAGACCGCAAAAUGUAACUGAUUUUAAGAUCUUAACUAGUUAUUUACAGAAGUUAAAAAAAAGUAACCAUUUGCACUGUUUCAUUUUAUUAUAUUGGGUCUGGUAUAAUAUCCAUCACUUUUACACUAAAUAAAUGCAUGUACUGUUCUUUCCUUUAGAUCUGUUUUCAUUGUCGGAAGCCUGGACAUGGCAUGGCAGAUUGUGCAGCGGUGUUGAGAUGUCAAGAAACUGGAACAGGAAUCUGUUUUCGCUGCGGGUCUACAGAGCACGAAGUCACUAAAUGCAGAGCUAAAGUGGAUCCAGGCCUUGGUACAUGUGAGAUAUAUGAUAUGCUUUGGGAAUAAUCAUAUGAAAGUACAGUAUGUGUUGUAGAAGUUGCAAAUUCAUGAUGGCUCAUGUAGGUUAAGGGAUACUGAAUUCUUACCAUAAAUAUUCUUAGACUCCCAUCUCCCAUAACCCUCUGGAGUUCUAUGCUUGGAUAACAAUUACAGGAUUGUGGCAUGGUUCACCAUCUGCUGUAGGUAGUUCCCAUGUCCUUAAAAGGACAAUAGUGUGAAAUGAGAGCAAAUCUCUUGUUUGAUGUUUAAGCCAUGUAUCUAAAGUAUGAAGAACUGUGCCCAUUGAUGUUUGUGGGGUAGUGUAGAUUGUGCACUUAAAUCUUGCAUAACUACGAUUGGCAGAUGGUGGUUUAUAAUCUGCAAGUGCUCCUGAUACAGUAAGUGUGGAAUGAGUGCAGACCUUUUACAUAGUAGGAAAUUAGUUUAUUUGGUUCUCUGAUAUUAUAUUAAUAUAAAUUCUUAAUAUACAAUUUGAUGAUUACAGGAAGACAUUUUUUAAGAGAAAAGCUUUCAGGAAAUGUUCGUUGUCUUUUCUUAGUUCUGCAAAGAGUUGAUGUAAAUGCAAGCAUAAGGGAAUAUUUUCUAGUUAUUAUUUUAUAAAAAUCACCCAGGAAACCAAUGUGAUCAUGAGCACCUAUUAUAUAAUCAUUUACUUGCUAUAGUCUAAUUAUAUCAGCUGACAGGAGCAUGGGCUUUGAAUAAGCAAUUGUAUUUUACAUUCAUUCUCCCAACUCAUUCCUUAUUAUUGGAACACUAUAGGGUCAGGACUACAAACAUAUAUUCCUGACCCUAAAGUGUUAAAAACACACGUCGUGUCCCUGGAUCCCCCUUAACCCUUUAAAUCAUUUAAAAAAAAAAAAAUUUUACAUUUUUUUUUAAACUUACCUUUUCUCCAGCGCCGCGCGCUUGUUCCUCCUCUCUGGUUGACAUCAUCAGAACUGACUCUCAAUGCUUUCCCACAUGAAUGAUCUCAGCCAAAGAGGCAUGGCUGGGAGUGGUUUCAAAUGCCACUCUAGCCAAUCAAUGCAUCUCUGCAUAUUUGUUAAAUAUAGAAAUACGCUCUCAUAAUAUUAAAAAGUGACAGUUCCCCUUUAAAAUAUCUUCAUAAGUCAUCCACUUUUUACUCAACAUGGUAGGGUGUUCAUUAGCUGAAUUUAAUAGUAAUAAAUAUGCAGUUUAGCCAUCAGGAUUUAAAUAAUAUAUUAUACAGAUUGUGUUAUGUCCUUCUGCUAAUUUGAUUAAUAUUCUUAUGCAACAAAGUCACCUGGCUUUUAGCUUUGUGUCUGUUCCAUGUCAUUUAUAUCUCUGAAACAUCCAGAACAUCAAUCAUUUUAUAUGUAGUUGUGCCAAUAUGAUUUUGUCUCUUUUAGGAGAGUUUCCAUAUGCCAAGUGUUUCAUAUGUGGAGAGAUGGGGCAUUUAUCACGUUCAUGUCCAGACAACCCUAAAGGACUCUAUGCUGCAGGUAAAAAAUUAAAGCAUUUUUUUUUUUUGCUCUUUUCAAGGCAAUGCUGAAAUAAGUGUUAUGAAAAAUUAUUGUUAACCAUACCAAUUUUGGUCAUCAGUACAUGGUGAUAUGAACAAAUCGCCCUAAAAUAAAUGUUCUUCUUCCAGCACUGUGCAAAGCUUGAUUAAUUAGUCUAAAAAUACUUUCUGAACCUUGUCUGUUUAGGUGCAUAAUUUAUGAACAAACUUAAAUUGUGUUGCUGAGACCUUUCAGGUAAAUCUGCUUAAGCCGCACUAGUGACUUUCACAAAAAGUACUUCCUGAAAAAGAACCUAGAUAUUUUGUUUCUGUAUCGCACAGUCUAUUUAAUGUUGAAGUUCUUAUCUUCGCACCUGUUAAUAGUCUCCUAGACCGCUCUGGUGAAUCCUGUGUAUGAUGAACCUUCAAUUUACAGAACAGGAGAUAAAAACUUCUAAAGAAAGUUAUCUGAAAAAAGGCACUUCUUUUAAUAUGGGGUGGUGUGACUAGGGCCUCAUGGACUGAAACAAAUAUGAUUUAACUCCUAAAUGGCAUAUAAUUGCACGGGCAUGAUCUAUGCACCCAAACUGCUUCAUUAAGCUAAAGUUGUUUUGGUGACUAUAGUAUCCUUUUUAAAACAAAUUUAUUUUUUUGUUAAAUAAAUAUAAAUAUAUAUAUAAUGUCUACACACACAGCAUAGACAACGUGCACCAAGCAAACUGACUCCAUACAACGUGUUUUGUAUACUAUCAUGCCUUAAGAAAUACCUAAAGGGUGCCUGUCGUGGUGCCUACAACUUAUGCCGUUUUAAGCAUAAAAUUUAAUCUAUACAUUGUGCUAGCAAAUGAAUUGUUUGGGAGAGUAACCUAUUUAAAAAUGUUGAUGCCCAAGAACUCACUGACCAGGGAGAGCAGUAGAGACCUCCCAUAAAUCGUCCUUCUGCUCUCCACACAUAGCAACAACAGUGCAUGCGCUAUGGUAACUCUGCUAGCACUGGCUAGGAAGUAUAAGAAUGGUGUCACUCCGGUCAGACGCUGACAUCACGGAUGAGGUUUGCUCUUCUUGGGGACACAUCCUCAAGCAGGGCAAAUCAAAUAAGACUGCGGGAGUAGUAAAGGCAAACUGGAGGUAGGUGUUAGAGAAGAGUAACACUGACGUUGCUGAAGACAUGGUGGCAUGGGUCAGAGGUAAGGUGAAUUUAUAUCUCUAUGCAGGCACACUCUGACGGGGAGAGAGGCGCGCACUCUGACGGGGAGAGAGGCGCGCACUCUGACGGGGAGAGGCAACGCUCCUCAGGGUGACUGGCCGACUCCAUUGUUCCCUUAUCCUUCCUAGCUAAAGGGCUUCAAAUCCCAGUCGCCAGGGUAAAAUUUCUAGUCGCCAUGGCGACCUGGCGCCUGGGAUUUGUCGAGCCCUGAUUUAUGUUAAGGUGAACCUAUCACUUUAAUAAGUCUUGUUCAUUUGAUUAGUGAACCCUAUUUCUUUGUAUAAUAUUGAUUAAACCAUGAUACAUACAACAGCUGAGUGCAGCAUUAACACUUUGUGUAUUAUGCAGAUUGUUACGCAAUCUUCCAUGUUUAGGUUGUAGUUGAUGGGGAAAACCUGUCUGAUUAUCUGUUCACAGAUUUAGAGAUGUCUGAUAUUUUAAAAAAGUAUGUUUUUUGUGCACUCUGAUUAAUAUUUCCUGGUACCUUGUUACAAAAAGAAAUGUAGAGGUUUCCAUUUGUGAUGCAUGCGCACUAGUUUUAUUAAGUGGAUAUGUCUUUCCCGCAGGUGGCAGCUGUAGGAUUUGUGGUUCAGUGGAACAUUUUCAGAGAGACUGCCCGAAGCAUCAUAACUCAGGUGAGGAUUAGUUACAAAAUAUAUAUUUUUAAAGGGCCAGUACAGGUUACCCUCUACAAAUGCAUUGCAAGCAGAAAUCGCAGACGAGUACCUCCCAGACCAAGAAAGCAGCCUUACUAUAGCUGUCUGUCUGCUGAGUGUUUUCUUCCAUGUGACAUUCUCAGUUGGGUGCUGUAGCAGUUUAGAUUUGUGUAUUUGUCUUGUACAAAUAAUAGUGCUGUUGUCACCUAGACAAACAGAUCCCUAUCCCCAUGUGCAAACCUCCUCUGCUCACGGAAUAGCUUCUCUAGUGACUGCUGCAAAACACUAAAGCCUGGUUUUGGGCGAACCCAGGGCUUUUAUGAAUUACAACUAUCUAAUAGUGGAUCAUUUAAAAUGUUCAAUGUGUUGUGCUGUAAGAGAUUAUUUUCUGUCAACUUGAAUCAGUCUAGUAAUCCUCAUGUGAUCUGUAAAUCUUGGGCAGCAAAUAUCUCUCGGUGCUGCCCUUGCAGUAAGCCCCCCCUUUUAACGCCUAAGCAACAUUACACGAUUACUAAACUUUAGCCCCACACCACCUUAACACUUACCUUUUAUAUAAUUUGAUGUAAAAGAUGUAUAACAUCAUACCGUGCAUUGUGGGUAUAUUAUUUAUGGGUAAAUAAUGCCAUUUCUUAAUCAUUUGACUUGUGGGUAAUUAUGUUCCAAGAAACCAUCAAUGGCAUUAUUUUCCUUUCAUACAUGGUUCAAAUGUCCUAUCUAUCUACCGAUCGAUCUCUCUGAAUUGUUAGCAUUCCAGUUUUCUCACUCUUAUCUGCCAAGCAGUUUAUCAGUAGUAAAUUUUUGAGGUGAGAGCUUUGUGUUUGUUUUUUGUUUUUUUUCCAAUAAAUUUUGUUCUCUUGCAGCACAAAUGACAGUUGGCAGGUGGUCAUAUGGGAUGAGUGCAGAUCAUGAAGAAAUCCCAGUGGGUCCAAAAAUCCAGAAUGUCACCAAGAAGACACCUAAGAUUGUCACUUUCUGA
Molecule: messenger RNA, 7006 nt
Organism: Pelobates cultripes (western spadefoot toad)
Lineage: Eukaryota; Metazoa; Chordata; Amphibia; Anura; Pelobatidae
Source: the annotation of a GenBank genome assembly